UAUCAAUCAAUCAUCAUGAACCAAUGGAAGUACAAACUAAAAACUAACUCAUGCCUCCUUUGGGAUUCUGAAGAAGCUGAUAACCAUAUAAACAUGCAUUUAUAGAGGAUGUAGCACACCUUAGAGCCAGGCUUUCAUGGCUGCGUUUCCAAUAUGUUACAAAACACCCCACAAGGACCAAAAUCUUCCAACCCAAAGUGUAAUAAGACAGAAUGAUAAGAGGUUCAUGUAUGACAGUGACAAUAUGCUACGGUCCACUUCAAUUUCUGGUCAAAUUUGCAGGAGUUGCCACCCCUCAAAUAAAGUCAGCAUUAUCCUUACAAAAUCAAUCACAAAAGAAAGGAAUACACAUAGGUGCAUGGUUCAUGGCAGAGGUUCUUUGACAAAAGUUUGUAGUCCAUAUAGUCACUUAAGCUUCAUUCGGGGAUGUUAUUCAAAGAGAGAAAACCUUUCCACAGUUUGGGAUUCAACAGAGUCUAGACCUAUUGAAAAGCAACUAAGUUCAUUAGAUUCUUAUUUCAGAAAACUCCAAGAUAAUGAAAAAUUAAAUACUUUGGACUCAUCAAACAAGGUGCUGCAGGUUCAUCACAGAGAUAGUCAAUCCAGAAUAGAAAAUGAACUGGAUUCCCUUGAUGAAUAUCUUGGAAAACUAAAUAAUGGUGUAAACCAAGUAUCUCAUGUUCCAACUUAUGUUGAGAGUCGUAGUGAAAAAAAUUUAGCACCAAAGCAAUAUCUCAGCAAAGAAAAUGAUAGAGCAAACUUUAGGAAACAAAAUAUGUAUGUGGAUAUACAAAGAAUAAAAGGUGUGCAUGGUCCAAGGUCUCUACCUAGUGAUGAAACCUCCAGUCUCUACCUAAUUGGUAUAUUGGCUUCUGUAAACAUUGCAGUGCUUCUAUUUGAAAUAGCAAGUCCUAUAAGGAAUGCUGACUUAGAGCUGUUUUCUCUUCCACUGCUAUAUGGAGCAAAGAUAAAUCAUUUGAUCGUGGUUGGAGAAUGGUGGAGGCUUGUAACACCAAUGUUUCUGCAUGCAGGAAUAUUUCACACGGCUCUCAGUUGUUGGGCCCUUGUAUCAUUUGGGCCUCAAGUUUGCAGAGGCUAUGGUUCAUUUACAUUUUUCUUGAUCUACAUACUUGGUGGAAUUUCUGGCAACCUGACAAGUUUUCUACAUACACCAGAUCCAACUGUUGGUGGGACUGGACCUGUAUUUGCAAUAAUUGGUGCUUGGCUCGUGUAUCAAAUUCAAAAUAGAGAUGUUAUUGGAAAUGAUACUUCAGAAAACAUGUUCCGGAAGGCAAUAAUCAUUACAGCUCUUGGUUUCAUAUUAAGCACUCUUGGCCCAAUUGAUGAGUGGACACAUUUUGGAGCAGCUUUCACAGGCAUGGCAUAUGGUUUUUUAACCAGCCCAAGUCUUCAGCUGGAUGAUACAUCAUCAGGAACUGGUCAAGAGGAAGGACUCAAACUUGUUAGAAAAUAUGGUGGUUCAUGCAAAUCACUAAUUGUGUUCACCAUAUUCAUCAUUGUUUUAAGCUCAUUCCUUUUCUUUAUGGAGCCCCCUCUCAAUGCACUUGCGUAUGUCAAUGCAGUAGCUGCUAACGAAUUGGAAUAUAUGUAUAUAUUUGGUUGAUGCAACUUGUUACCGACUCCUCAGGUUUCUCCAGCAUAUUUUCCCUGUAGGAAGGCAUUGGAAACUGCCAUAUAAAGGCAUGUAAUAUGUAAGAAGGAAGAAGAGAGUGAGAAGUUCUAAGUGCACGAGAAGUAGACAGUUAUCACUGAGAUUAGGCCCUUCUGUUUCUGUCUUUAUAUACAUAUUAUAGGGUUACAAAAAUAUACCAAGCCCAAUGACUAUGUAAAAAAAACACUAGUAUUUUUUUUUUUUAUGAUCUCUCUAAGGCUUCAGUAUAUGAUAUACAUUGAUUAUGCCUUGAUAAUUUGUAAAGUAUAAUACUAAUUCUAACUUCAGUGAAAAUCCUAGUAAACAAAUC
This is a messenger RNA of Gastrolobium bilobum, 1982 nucleotides long. Its product is annotated as RHOMBOID-like protein 9, chloroplastic. Gene Ontology annotation, molecular function: serine-type endopeptidase activity. The coding region runs from base 137 to 1624 and encodes 495 amino acids. Gene Ontology annotation, cellular component: membrane. The record is from RefSeq and is a predicted model, not a curated record. Lineage: Eukaryota; Viridiplantae; Streptophyta; Magnoliopsida; Fabales; Fabaceae. The transcript has 7 exons.